This is a messenger RNA of Papaver somniferum (opium poppy), 1142 nucleotides long. Its product is annotated as proactivator polypeptide-like 1. The record is from RefSeq and is a predicted model, not a curated record. Gene Ontology annotation, biological process: lipid metabolic process. The transcript is spliced from 6 exons. Lineage: Eukaryota; Viridiplantae; Streptophyta; Magnoliopsida; Ranunculales; Papaveraceae. Bases 199 to 870 code for a protein of 223 amino acids.
AAAACUCAGAGAAGGAAAGAGCUUUCGAUCUUCAGUGUUUCUGAAUCCAAACAUCAAAUUAUUUUUAAAACACCGAAUUUGCAGGUAUAAAUAUAUCUUUUAUCUUCUCUGUUUCAUAGUUCAUAACCUUAAUUUAGUUUUCAAAGAAAUUCAAUCUUAAUUUCAGAAGCAACAACUUUGUUCCGAUAAUUAGGUACAAUGGGUGUGAGAGGAGGACUCUUGUUUCUGCUUGUGUUGGGAAUUAGCUGGAUCUUUGCCGAUGCGAGGAACUUCGCCGUUGUCUCAGAUGUUUCAAAUACAGGGAAAGACAAAGAUAAAGUAUGCAAUAUGUGCGAGAAAUUUGCUACUCAAGCACUAACUUACCUUGGUCAGAACGCUACCCAAACUGAGAUCCUUGGCAAGCUUCAUCAGGCUUGUUCCAAGAUGCGUUCUUUCAAGAAAGAGUGCUUGACAAUGGUGGACUAUUACACUCCUCUAUUCUUCUUAGAGGUAAACACAUUAAAACCUGAGAACUUCUGUCACAAGAUGGAUCUUUGUGAUGCACAACUUCCAGACAGUUGCAAGAUGUGUCAUCAAGCCGUAGAUGAAGUCUUGGAAAAAUUGGAAAAUCCUGAUACACAGUUAGAGGUUAUAGAGAUUCUUCUGAAGGCAUGCAAUGCGGAGAAGAAAUACGCCCAACGGUGUAAAAAGCUAGUUUUCGAGUAUGGACCCCUGAUCAUGGCAAACGCACAGCAGUUUCUGGCAUCGAAAGACAUCUGCACUAUCGUUGGUGUCUGUAAGACCCCCUCUGCUGUUGAUGUGAAUGAAUCAGAAGAUGCAUCAUCUUCAUUCUCAACCUCAGCCAAAACAUCAUUGCUCGCCGAUAUUUAAAUCUGUCAGAGAAAUAGCUGGGAUAACAGUUCAGUAGAGACGGAAUGAAGCUCAUUGCAAGAAGUUAGUACAUAUGUGCUUAUUAGGUGUGUGCAACUACAUAAUUAAACCUAAGACAUGAUGUUCUAUGUAUAUACGUGUGUAAUUAUCAAUUUAACGGAAAUAUUUCUGUCUGGUUUUAUUGUUAUUGUACACUUAUUCCGCUAUUGGGAGAACUGGUUGGAGGUUGUUUAUUCAGUUUAACACUUCAAAUUUAACUUCUCUUUCUUUCA